GUCCCGCCACCUGGGUGGUCUCUCUACUUUAGUGAGCUGUUGCUAAGCAGCUAAUAAUAGUCGUGUUUGCUGAGUAAUUUUUGCCCUUCUGGAACCAAUCAGAUGCAAGAAAGUCCUACAAUCUGACAGCCCCAGAGGCGGGAUCUCAAACUUUUUUUUAACCUUCUUACCCCUCCUCCUCCCGCGCCUCCAAAUGGAGAGAGCUCUUUUUCUCCACUUCUAUUGAAUCUCAGAGUUGGCCGUGACGCGCGGCCCAAGGGAAGACCACAUAAGUCUAAUCAGAAUGCUAUGAGUAUCGAGCUUUCCAAGCGGACGCCUCAUGUAUGGGAAUCGCUUUGCACGUUGUGCUUUUUGACUCAAAGCGCCCCAAAUACGAGGCGAGUGUGCGGUGGAAGCAGCGGAGACCUCUCGGAUCACGAAAUGUUGGGAUGGAAGGCGCAGACUUUGACUCGCCGUCUUCACCAGGAGUAUGUACUUGACGGAUGUGAGAGGGAAAGUUUGUUGUCGCCUUGGGAUAUCGCUACUACUACGCGCUUUCGGGGAAAAACGCUAAGCAGCUCGGUCUCGCAGUCCCCACAACAUGGCCUCGGCUGGUAAUGCGCCCUCCGAGCAGGAAAACAGAGACCCCGAACAGCCGAGGAUAACGCGGAGGACCAGGGGGGACUAUGGCCGCAACGUACCGCUGGAUUUGGAGUAUUUGCAUCGGCCGAGUUACUGCGAUGCGGGCUUCGCUUUGGAACAAAUAUCCGAGGGUCGAGCGACGGGGAGGAGAGCGCCGCUCUGGCUCCGCGCUCACUUCCAGAGACUGCUGUUCAGGCUCGGCUGCUACAUUCAAAAGAACUGCGGAAAGUUUUUGUUUGUUGGGCUCAUGAUUUUUGGAGCUUUUGCCGUGGGCUUACGGGCAGCUAAUUUGGAAACGGAUGUGGAGAAACUUUGGGUAGAAGUGGGGGGGCGUGUGAAUCGCGAGCUGAAAUACACUCGUCAGCAGAUGGGAGAGGAAGCCAUGUUUAACCCUCAGCUCAUGAUCCAGACGCCUCAUGAGGAAGGAGCUAAUGUGCUAACGGUGGAGGCGCUGCUACAACACCUGGAGUCAGCGCAUAGAGCUAGCAGGGUCCAUGUGUUUCUCUAUGAGAGGCAAUGGACUUUAGAACAUUUAUGCUACAAAUCAGGAGAACUAGUUACAGAAACACCUGUUGUGGACCAGAUUAUAGAAAGACUACACCCCUGCCUCAUCAUCACGCCCCUGGACUGUUUCUGGGAAGGAGCCAAACUUCAUACUGGAACGGUCUACCUGUCUGGAAAAGAUUGGAUCCAGUGGUCCAACUUUGACCCAAAAGAGUUCCUUCAGGAGCUGCAACUGGCACACUUCCCCGUGGAGACUUUUCAGGCCAUGUUGGCGAAGGCAGAUAUAGGACAUGGAUACAUGGACAGGCCCUGUCUGAAUCCUGCUGACCCCGACUGCCCCCCUACUGCCCCCAACAAGAACUCCACAAAGCCUCUGGACAUAGCUCGCACUCUGACCGGUGGUUGUGACGGACUCUCCAGGAAGUACAUGCACUGGCAGGAGGAGCUGAUCGUAGGCGGGACUACCAAGAACGGCAGUGGACCCCUCCUCAGUGCCCAGGCAUUGCAGACCAUGUUCCAGCUGAUGACCCCUAAGCAGAUGUUUGAGCAUUUACGUGGCUACGACCAGGUUUCGCACAUCAACUGGAAUGAGGAGAAGGCCGCCGCUAUAUUGGAGGCCUGGCAGAGGAAGUACUCUGAGGUCGUUCUGAAGAGCAUGGCUGCGAACUCAUCUCAGAAGGUCUUGACGUUCACCACCACGACUCUGGAGGACAUUCUGAGGUCCUUCUCUGACAUCAGCAUGAUCCGAGUUGCCAGCGGCUACCUCCUCAUGUUGGUGUAUGCUUGCCUGACCAUGUUGCGUUGGGACUGUGCUAAGUCCCAGGGAGCUGUGGGGCUGGCCGGAGUCCUCCUGGUCACUCUGUCUGUGGCGGCCGGACUGGGACUCUGCUCUCUUCUGGGGAUCUCCUUUAAUGCUGCCACUACACAGGUGCUGCCCUUCCUGGCCCUUGGGGUGGGGGUAGAUGAUGUCUUCCUCCUGGCCCAUGCCUUCAGUGAGACGGGACAGAACACGAGGAUCCCAUUUGAGGAUCGGACCGGGGAGUGUUUGAAGAGAACCGGAGCCAGCGUGGCGCUCACCUCCAUCAGUAACGUCACAGCAUUUUUCAUGGCAGCUCUCAUCCCCAUCCCAGCCCUCAGAGCCUUCUCCCUCCAGGCUGCAGUGGUGGUGGUGUUUAACUUCGCCAUGGUACUGCUGAUUUUCCCUGCCAUCUUGAGCAUGGAUCUGUACAGGCGAGAGGAUCGGCGCUUUGACAUCUUCUGCUGCUUCUACAGUCCUUGUGCCAACCGCGUUAUCCAGAUGGAGCCUCAAGCCUACGUAGAUGGGUCAGAAGGCAGCCGCUACAGCCCGCCCCCCAUGUACCGCACACCCCCUCCCCUUUACCAAACCCCGCCCCCUAGAUACACCAGCCCCCCUCCCUCCUACAGCAGUCUUGGAUACGCCCAGCAAACGCAAAUCACCAUGCAGUCCACAGUCCAACUCCGCACUGAAUACGACCCACGCACCCAGGCCUUCUAUACCACUGCCGAACCCCGCUCCCAAAUCUCCGUACAACCCAUGAACCCCAACCAAACUCAUGCCAAUCCAGUUUACCACAACAACAGCAACCUGAAUAACAACAACACCAGCAACCGUGGUAACGCCAGCUCUUUCACCCAUCACCAUCCAGCCGCAGGUGCGAGUUUUAGCCAUGCACCAGGACCACAGCCUGAUGCAAUGUCUACAGGGAACAGUGUUGAGAAUAACAGCUCCACGCGAGACCUCAUAUCCCAGUUUGGUGAUGCGUCAAUGGGGUUGAGAUGCAUUGAAACCCCUUGUUCUGGUUGGACUUUUGCUUCGUUUGCUGAACACCACUACGCUCCAUUUCUGCUGCAGCCUACCACCAAGAUUAUGGUGAUCGUUCUGUUCCUGUGUUUGCUGGGGAUCAGUUUGUAUGGUACCACACAGGUCCGAGACGGUCUGGAGCUCACAGACAUUGUUCCGAAGGGGACCAGUGAAUAUGACUUCAUUGGGGCCCAGUUUAAGUUCUUCUCCUUCUAUAAUAUGUAUGUGGUGACUCAGCGAGCAGACUACCCACAGAAACAACCCCUCCUCUACCAGCUCCAUCACAGAUUCCACACUGUACGACAUAUUCUCAAAGAGGACAACGGAGAGUUGCCUCCCAUGUGGAUGCACUACUUCAGAGACUGGCUCCAAGGUCUACAGCAAGCUUUUGACAAUGACUGGGAGUUAGGUCGGAUCACCCACUCGAACUACAAGAACGCUUCAGAUGAUGGUGUUCUGGCCUAUAAACUUCUAGUUCAAACAGGACGCAGGGAAAAGCCGAUAAACUUCAACCAGCUGAAAUGGCAGAGGCUGGUAGACGCGGAUGGCAUAAUCAACCCCAGAGCCUUUUACAUCUACCUAACAGCUUGGGUCAGCAACGAUCCAGUGGCCUACGCCGCGUCCCAGGCCAACCUCCGACCCCACCCUCCCGAGUGGAUCCACGACCGUACCGACUCCAUGCCUGAAACACGCCUCAGCAUCCCGGCCGCUGAACCCAUUGAAUAUGCACAGUUCCCCUUCUACCUCAACGGGCUCCGAGAGACGCCUGAGUUUGUGGAGGCCAUCGAGAGUGUGCGGUCCAUCUGCAGUAACUACAGCCUGCAGGGCCUGGCCUCCUACCCCAACGGUUACCCCUUCCUCUUCUGGGAGCAGUACGUCACCCUACGACACUGGCUCCUCCUCUCCAUCAGCGUGGUGUUAGCCUGCACCUUCCUUGUCUGUGCUCUGUUCCUGCUCAAUCCGUGGACUGCAGGAGUCAUUGUGCUGGUGCUGUCUCUGAUGACGGUGGAGUUGUUCGGCUUCAUGGGGCUGAUGGGUAUUAAGCUGAGUGCGGUUCCUGUGGUCAUCCUUAUCGCAUCUGUGGGAAUCGGAGUGGAGUUCACAGUUCACGUGGCGCUGGCCUUCCUGACAGCCAUCGGGGACCGUCACAAGCGAGCAGUGCUGGCCUUAGAGCACAUGUUUGCUCCAGUCCUGGAUGGGGCCUUCUCCACUCUGUUAGGAGUGCUCAUGCUCGCAGGGUCUGAGUUUGACUUCAUCGUAAGGUAUUUCUUUGCUGUUCUGGCCAUCCUCACAGUCCUGGGGGUCCUGAACGGUCUGGUGCUUUUGCCGGUGCUGCUGUCGUACUUUGGGCCAUAUCCAGAGAUCUCUCCGGUAGAUGGACACAGUCGGCUGCCCACUCCAGAGGCCCCUCCACCUGUGGUACGUUUCUCAGUGCGCCCUCAACCCCAGGCCACCGGGUGCAGCACCACCCACACGUCAGGGGCCACGUCGGACUACUCGGACUCAGAGUACAGCUCCGUCAGCUCAGCGUCUGCAACCAGUCAGGGGCCUUCCUCACACGGAGCACACACAGACAACAGGAGGGGCCCAAGGAGUAGGCACAGGCAGCAGAACCCUCCGGCCUACACCAUCUCCUCAAGUGUCUCCCCUCAGGGCUGUGAUUGUCACUCUGGGGCCCCUCAGUGGACCAGGGACGACAGAGACUCAAAGAGCCACAGACACCCUCCACCCUCAGCCCCGCCCCCACCUCCGCCACCAGCCCGCCCCCGCAUGGACGCUUUUGAAACUGCUACUGAGGCUGGGGGCCAUAGAGAACACUUAGCGGGUCCCAGAACCCACUCCUCACAUCACCUCCAGCCUGUCACCACGGUAACAGCCUCAGCCUCUGUUACUGUGGCUGUUCACUCCGCCCCUCCCACCACCUCCUCUUACCCAUCAUACACUGCAGAGGACAGUUACGGCUCAGCCAGGAACACCUUCCAUGACCCCCACGUUCCAUCAGACCCUCAGUUAGGGGCCCGAGAGUCCCGGGGGUCCCAAGUGUCUCGAGGAGCCAGAGGAGCCAGAGCCAGAGGAGCCAGAGCCCAGGCUGAGGCCAUGGAGCUACAGGACCUGGAGGCGGGGGACCACAGCAGCAGACCAGUCAGCUGAGUUUUGCUGACGUUAGAAUGGCCAAAGAUGGAGGUCAGUGACUUGAGGAAGCUGCCAGUGCUGCCGACAUGGUGCUCAUUCUUACUGUAAUACAGUGGACUCGUCUUAUAGAUAUAUUUAAAGUGUACACAUGUGUAAAUAUGAAAGAAAGUAGCUAUAAUUUAGCAGCAGUACAACUCCUCAUAAAGACUGGGGCUGCCAUUUUAUAUAGUGUGUAGGGGUGUGUGUGGGUGUGUGUGUGUGUGUGUGUGUGUGUAUGUGUGUAUACAUACAUACAUGUGUGUGUUUGCGCAUGUGUGCGUGUGUACAUGUAUGCACGUGUGUGGGUGUGUGUGUGUACAUCCGUGGGGGUGUGUGUGUGUCUGUGUGGUUGAGGUUACUGUUCUUCACUGUGGAUCUGUGCCAUUUAAAUCUCUUCAGACAGAACCUUAGCGUCUCUGAGGCUCAGACAUAAAAAAAAUACUACAAAAGUCUAUGCAAAUCUCUCUCUUCUCGAUGCCACAGUGAGUGACCACGCCACUGGGCUAUACAUGGAUGCCUGUUUACAUGUGUGUGAGAGUUUUGUAUAAAGGUACACAUGUUUAAAUAUGAGUUUAUCACAAACCUGUGGUAGUUUUAAGUGGAAACUGUUAACACGCUAUGCGUGCUAUUUAAGACGAGAUCAUAUGAAGACAUUUUGGGCUUUCAUUUUGAUUCUUUUAGUUGCUUUUGCAUUGAACCUGUUUCUCCUCAGCUCAGUAUCACUGUUGUUUUUAGUUUUGUUUAACCUUAGUAUGUCCACCUCACAAAUGUUUUACAGGGAUUCUCUACAGGGUCCACUUGGGGCCCUCACUGCGCCCCCUGAUGGCUGUGUUUAGUAUAAGCUAAAUUCUAACUGUAUACUGUACAUUCAGUUCAAUAAGGAACUUGACUGCAGCAAAGUCCACUCUCAGACUAUCCCCCUCAGACUCACCCUCUCAGUCUCUUCUUUCAGACCUUCUCCCUCAAAUUCUUCUCCUCAGACUCUACCUCUCAGACACUUUCCCGCAGACUCUUUCCUGCAGACUCUCCCCCUCAGACUCUUCCCAUCAUACUCUCCCCCUCAGAAUCUCCCCCUCAGACUCUCCUCCUCAGACUCUCUCCAAGGAUAAGCUGAGCUGUGUGCAGCCUCUGGCCUCAGUGUUAGUGUACAUGUAUCAUGUGGCAUCAUCAAACAGACCGGUCCUGACCCUCUCUAACCCCACUCACACCACCAUGACACCUUUGUGUCAAAGGUCAAGGGUCAGAGUGUACAUGUGAUACUCGGCCAGUGGAGAUGUGCACAGUUAUGUUUGUGUUAGCUGUCUUUAGCCCUCCCCCUCCUCCUUCCCCAUAGAACACCUCCUCCUGUGCUCUCCUCAUUUCUCAUCUUCUCCUCUGUUUCCUCUCCUCCUUCUCUCCAAACCAUGUUGCAUCCACUGCUUGCAUGAGGAGGUUUAGAGUUUGUUGCUCCUUAUGUCACACUCUCCUCCCCUCUUCCUCUCUUCCUCUUCCUCUCCUCUCUGCUGCUUGCAUGAGGAGGUCUGGAGUUUGUUCCUCCUUAUGUCACAUUGGCAAACAUGGAGAGAAUCGUAGCUGGCAACUAUUUUAUCAUUUGUACUAUUUUUGUUUUUGAGUUUCAGUUUCAAUAUUUAUAUUUUUGUAAUAUAAAGUGUUUCUUUCUUGUUGUGAUGCCAGUGGUUAACAAAUGCAGGGAUUAUUAUGUCUAUUGAAAAACACUAUUCCAGUUUAUUGUUUUACAUAAUGGAGUUUGAUCUGUAUAAAGUGCUUACUAAUGUUAAAUAGGAGAAAGUUAUAUAACACUACAGACGUGAUUACAGCUUCAGAGCUUCAGACUCGGCUUGGAUGUUUUCAUUUACAAAGAUAAAUGUAUGCCAUAUAAUUUAUUUAUAUGAAAAUGUAUUUUUGUAGUGUACAGAGUAGCAGUCAAGGUAUUUGACAGAAGUAUAUUUUUAAAGAGUUUAUAUGAAAUACCAUAACAGGAAAAGGUUAAAGGUCAAAGGUACAUGCUUUCAUUGCUAAGCUCUUGGGGACAACGUGGACACCUCCGACAGUAUGGGCCCAGCAGCUGCUCCUCUGGGUUUGUCAAAGGCGAGCCAUGAAAGAUGACAGAUGUACUAUCUCUAAAUAUUAAUGUUCAAACACUGAUAGA
Periophthalmus magnuspinnatus is the source of this 7268-nucleotide messenger RNA. It is a transcript of the gene ptch1, whose product is annotated as patched 1. Gene Ontology annotation, biological process: smoothened signaling pathway. The record is from RefSeq and is a predicted model, not a curated record. Gene Ontology annotation, molecular function: smoothened binding; hedgehog family protein binding; hedgehog receptor activity. NCBI's taxonomy places the organism in Eukaryota, Metazoa, Chordata, Actinopteri, Gobiiformes, Gobiidae. Gene Ontology annotation, cellular component: plasma membrane.